Messenger RNA from Musa acuminata AAA Group (dessert banana), 1796 nucleotides. RefSeq names its product la-related protein 6C-like. The record is from RefSeq and is a predicted model, not a curated record. Gene Ontology annotation, molecular function: mRNA binding. Bases 652 to 1527 code for a protein of 291 amino acids. The transcript is spliced from 9 exons. Lineage: Eukaryota; Viridiplantae; Streptophyta; Magnoliopsida; Zingiberales; Musaceae. Gene Ontology annotation, cellular component: nucleus. Gene Ontology annotation, biological process: RNA processing.
GCAGCAACGGAGGAAACAGUCGCAGGAUGCACUCCCACCACGAAACGGAAGAGAAAGAAGUGGAGAGGAUGUGGGAAGAUUGGGGCAGUUCGAUCAAGGCGUAGAAUAAGUUGGAGAGAUCGUAGGAGAGAGAGGAACCAGACAGAUAGAGGGAGAGAAAGAGGAGCAGCAGGGAAACCGAUGGCGCAAGUAAGCAGAGGAGAACAGGCAGAGGAGGUCAAUGGAUCAUCGAUCAAGAGAGGGGAUGAGGAGGACGCAGCAGAGGGGAGUGCGGGUUUCAAGCUUAACGUCCACGCGCCGGAGUUCGUACCCAGGUCACAGUUGCAAGCCGUGCCGCCCUUGUCGGGCUGCUUCUACCCUUACCUCCCUUUCUUCGAGAAUGGAUGCGGCGGCUCGGCUCUGGGGCCGGGUUGGUUCUACUUUGCGGAGCAAGAACCCAUUCACUUCAUCCCGGAUUUCCAUGGAAAGGUUGCAGGACAUUCGAAGGACAGCAACGAUGUGAUUCAGAAGAUCGUAAAGCAGGUCUCACUCAUGCAAUUCGUCCUCCGUUUUCCUCUACCGUCAAUUGUUGCUAUCAUAUCGCGUGCAUUGCAUGUGAUGUAGGUGGAGUACCAAUUCAGUGAUACUAAUCUGGUCGCGAACGACUUCCUAAUGAAGAUCAUGAACAAAGAUCCACAAGGCUUCGUUCCGAUGUCGGUUGUCGCAUCUUGGAAGAAGAUAAAAUCUCUGGGUGCAAACCAUCACAUGCUCAUCAAAGCACUUGGGACCUCAACCAAGCUCGCUCUUAGCGAGGACGGCAAGAAGAUUCGGCGUAAACAACUCUUCACGGAGCGAGACAAAGAGGAACUGCAGUCUCGCACUGUUGUGGUAGAGAACUUGCCCGAGGAUUACUCACGUCAGAACCUUGGAAAGCUUUUCAGCGUUGUUGGGAGCGUGAAGAACAUCCGGAUAUGCCAUCCUCAAGAACCCAAUUCUGCCACAAGUUCCAAAAGCGAUGUGCUAAUCAAUAACAAGCUGCAUGCACUCGUGGAGUAUGAGAGUACCGAGCAAGCUGAGAAGGCAGUUGAGAAGCUAAACGACGAAAGGAACUGGAGAAAAGGCCUUCGAGUUCGAACUAUGCUAAGAUGCUCGCCAAAAUCCGUGAUAAGAAGCAAGAAAUUAGACUUCGAUCACUUCGAUCUGUACGCCGAGGACGAUCGAUCACCUUCCUCUCCAACAUUAGGCUCUCCUCGCAUCGAACACCUACUUGACCACAGCACGGAAGACAACCAAAGCGGUUCCAGAAAAGGACGGGGAAGGGGGCGAGCCAAGUCGCAUGGACUACUGCUUCAGAGUCACAGUGAGAGUGGCUUACUGCCCCACUCGCCACACUCAGGCGGCGCCCUCGGCCAUGGAGAAGCCUCGAGCAAGCAGAGUCCGCAGGGGCCAAGAAUGCCCGACGGCACGCGCGGGUUCGCCAUGGGUCGCGGGAAGCCGCUGAGCCCUGUGCUUGGACGCGCGCCAUCACCAGCAGCAGCAGGUCCAUGAGUCGUCCCUUCACCCGUGAAUCAGAAGCCGGUGGCUGUGGGGAACAUCCCGCUUUCCUUCAUAGCGAUGGUGAAAGGUGUUGUAAUGAUUAGCUGCUCGCUGGCUGGGUUGAUCGGAGUGAGCGACGCUGUAAUUCUUCCCUCUUUUCCCACUGUCGAGUGCUCAUUUUGUUCCUUCAUUGCUUCAACCACUGAUUUGUACGAUGUAAUGGUCUGCAGCUAGAAACCAAUAAAUCUUCGGAUGAAUACUUCGUUCCUAUGAUAAAAAUA